Anthonomus grandis grandis is the source of this 4161-nucleotide messenger RNA. RefSeq lists its product as uncharacterized. The record is from RefSeq and is a predicted model, not a curated record. The transcript has 3 exons. NCBI's taxonomy places the organism in Eukaryota, Metazoa, Arthropoda, Insecta, Coleoptera, Curculionidae. Bases 105 to 638 code for a protein of 177 amino acids.
UAAGGGUAAUAAGAGAAAUACGGACCUUGUUGAGUUUCAUAAUCCCUGUAACGAAUUGUCACGUUGCCUUUAAAUUGUUACGCAUUUAAUCCUAUUUAAAAAUUAUGGCAGAAGAAGGUACGUACGAAUACGAAUGUAUGAGGGCUGAAUUGUUAGGGGUUGACAAGCCAGAUUAUGAACAGUUCCUAAAAAAUAAAGCAGAAGCAGAUGCAAUGGAGAGGGAAAAAUUGGAUGCUGAACAAAUGGGGGAGACUGAAGUUCAAGGAGAGAGCCUAGGUCGUAUAGGUGGCAGACUUGAUGAAUUGAAUACCAUUUUAAAAUCGACACAGCAAAAGAUAAAUAAUUUUACAGCACCGUUAUCCAACUUUCUACGGACCAAAAUAGGCUCCCCCAUGCAGAAGUUCCAAACAAACCCCCCGGAAAACCAAGUACCGCAAGAAGGAUCUUCAGACCAAAUUCCGAUCGCACAAGAGGCACCGAAAUUCCGGGACCCCGAUGAAAUCAGAAGGGAGCAAGGCAACAGCGUUUUCGGAAAACAUGAAGAAAACAUGUCUGCAUUAGAUGGUUUAAUUGAUAAAUGCGAAAGGGCGGAGAUCAGUAUGAGUCGUCAGAACCAACAAAUGAAGAGGGUUUUGUAAACAUUUUUGUUGUUUCUUAUAUAUAUUAUUACGGACUAAAAUGAAUAUUAUAUAAUAAGGUUUUUAAUAAAUAUAAGAUCAGGUUUGCGUGCUAAUAAACGGGUGAUAUUGUUUAUAAGUUGUAUUUGACGUCAUAUUAUAGUAAGAAAGAUUUUACGGAAAAGGCGACCCCGGAGUAUGGUCGAUUUGUAAUAUAAUCGAGUAUGUGUAAUUUAUACCUCACGACACAUGUAUGUUGCAUGUAAACACGUAUGUUAUUAACGUGUCAGUUUCAUAUUAGUCUUGCUUUAUUAACUUUUUUAAAUCGGAAAACCGAUACUCUCCUUUAUUAAAAUGUUAAUUAACUUUUAUUAUGUUCUGUUGCUAAGUGUAAAUUACCGGUUGUUAAUUUAAAAGAUCGGAAUUUUUUACAAAACCCACAAGUCAACUCACCCCAAUUUAAAACAAGCUGGCAACAGCAACUCUUGCAGACAAAGCGACCACUGGAAGUCAGAGAACAUAGAAAGUGGAUCCGCACAGGAGCGGUUUCCAGAUCAGGAAUAGCAGAAUACGUUUGGUCCAAUGGCUACAACAUACAUUGGACAGAAGCAAAGAUUUUAUGCAAGGAACAACAUUGGAAGAAAAGAAGAUUCGCGGACGCAAUUUACAUCAUGCAAAACCAAGGAAUCUUCAGUCAGGCCAGUGUUGAUAUUCCCAAUAUCUGAAGAUAUACUGUUAAAACACUGCAAGAUUCAAUGCGCUUCACGCAUAACUAGACAUCAUACAUCUCUACGCACACCUCUAGUAUCAGCCUGUAGAAUAAUAUUGUCGAAACCGAAACGUCGUGCCAAAUUUAAAAUGCACACAAUGCAAAUAAGAUUUUACCAAUCAGUUUUCUGUCAAUAUUCAUCGAAAAUGCAUAUUUUGGUAUGAUAAAAUUCUCCAUCUGUAGUCUGCAUCGGAUAUUCGAAUAACUUCGCCAAAAAUGAAAUAUUUGCGCGGUCAUAUUUUUGAGAAAACAUUACUCCACUUAUAUUGGCCAUGUUGGUCGGGACACAUUUGAAUUUAUAUUACAUCAACGGGACAAUGUUCAGCUUCUACUAUUCUAAAGAUGUUAGAGAACAAUUUGGAUGUAAUUUAUCAAAUUAGGUGGACUGGGACCCAAGGUGCCAUAGAAUGGCCAGAUCAGCUUCCUGACCUAACACCCCUUUAAUUUUUCCUAUGGAGCUCACGAACAAAUUCUAGACUUUUAAAAUAAUAUUGUUCUAACUCUCGACCUGUCCUCUGAUUACUGUGUCCUAAUUGAACAUCCAUCAACCCAAUUUUGUUGAAAAUGUAAAAGGUAUAUGAACUAGAGAAAUUACACUUGACCACUACUGUUUAUAGCUUUCACUAUGGUUUUAAUAUCACUAACAUAGUAUACGGUCAUUUACUUCCUCACCUGACUUCCAGUGUAAAAAGGUUGUAAAGGAUGCAAAUCCGUUAAUUAAAAUUAAGAUUUUAUAUAGGAUUUUAGGUGUAACAAAAUUGGGCUUUGCCAAAAUGUGGUAGGAUCACUUCUACUCUUCCUCUUGUCAGUGCUCUUUUUUUUCCUUCUCUUUAAUUUUGAAACAUAGAGGGUUACAGCUAGAAAACUUUACAUCUACUAUCUUCUUUACAGGCCUCGGCAGUAUAACGAGAAUAUCAAAAUUGUUUGAGUCAUGGGAACAACAUUAGCAAUAUUUAUGAACUAUAGAUUUGUGUUUAAAGCAGCCUAAGGAUCAAUAUUUUCUUGUCAAAAAAACCUAAACGAGUAGGACAAUAAAUUUUACUUAUCUUAAAAUGGCCUGAAAGAAUAUCGUCGGUUCCUCAUACGGCAAAAUAGAGAGCAGCUUUUGAGUCAAGUCAAGCGUUGACAAUUUAAUUCACCGUAUAAUAAAUUUUAGUAAACUUGAUAACAAUAUGAAAUAAAACAUUGCCACAAAUUCAUUACUGUAAAGUUCGCCUCCCUCGUUGCCUAGUCCAUAAACAUCGAGAGUUAUACUAAUAAGUAAUGUUUAUAACGAUUACAUGACAAAUAUUUGUAUGAUGUUGCUUUUUAAAAACUCAUUGGACGUUACUUUUAUUAGCAAUUAUCAUUGUGUCUUCCAUUAUUGGUGAGCAAAAAAGUACUGACACAUAUAUGAUUUAUUUUGUAUUUUCACUGCUAAAUGUAUUGACUUAAAAUAAAUAUGACUAAGUUUAAUCACUCAACUUUGUAACUGGAAGAUAUACAUGGUGUCCCGGAAUACUCCGAAUUUGCAUAAGAUUUUUAGAAUUCACCCAGUAUUAUAAGAGUUAUUAAAUAAAAGCCGAUUUUGAAUGGCAUGCCUGUAUAUUUCCUUAGAAGUGAGUCGGAUGAGAAUUUAAAUUAAAGUUUUCUAGACUCCAAAUGAAAAUUUCCCAUAUAUUCGGAGACACUCUGUAUUUACCAGAACCCUUGAUGAAAAUUAUAUCAAGUAUGUACCUUUAUUAUAUUUUUAACACACUGCAAUUUAUGUACUAUAAUAGAAUAAACGAAAAUUAUGUUUAGGUUAGUCAGAUUUUUUUUUGACGAUUGUAUGGGUUUCAUUAAGGGUGGCAAGGUACCAUACCUCCAGGAGCUUUGUAGAAAAAUAAUUAUCCUAAGUAAAUGACGUAGUUGUGGGUUUAUUGGUCAAAGACUGAAGAAAACAAUUUUUUUCUAGGCCACCAACAUUUCGAAUUAUAUUUAAUUCAUCUUCAGAGCUCGAAAUUAUACGUUUUCUUGCGUUAUUAAAGAAAAAGACAUCACAGGUUUAAACACAGAUAUCGGAACAACAUGGGGACUUUUGAGUCACAACAGAAAGGAUAUGUUAAAAAAAAUAUUUACAUAAACAAACCGAUAGAACUUUGGCCUAGAAAAAAAAUUGUUUUCUUCAGCCUUUGACCAAUAAACCCACAACCACAUUAUUCACUUAAAAUAACUCUGGUCACUAACUAGAACAUAACUAUUCUGUUCUAGUCAAUAUAUGAAAUUGAUUCUCUGACAAUAUUAAUUAAAAAUUCAUUCUAUUUAUUUGAUUUGAAGUUGUUCGAAUAACGCUAAGAGCCACGAAAAUCAAUGUGUCGUAAAAUUAUACUGACAGAGUUAUAAACUUAAAAAUUAUUUCCAGCAUCUACUUUUUUCUCAAAUCAAGUUUUUCCUAAGGCGUCAUUGCUGAGAAAAGGUACCCCUAAUGAUGCACCCUGUACUAAAGCAUACUGAAUUUUAUAUUUUAAAUUUAAUAUUAAAAAGUAUUACCUAAUUGAUCUAAAAAUAUUUAAGCAAUAAUGUUUACAAAUUAUAUAAAGUUUUAUGGAAUUACUCAAAAUGAAAAACGGUUUAAAAGGGAAAUAUACUUUAGAAGUCUUGUAAUGUUUAUCCAUUCAAGUAAAGGUCGGUUAUAACGGUAGAAUCUUAAAUUAUAAAAAAUAUUUUUUCAUUUUGAGUAUUUCAGAUAUUUAAAAAAUUCUCAAUAUUGUAAAAAGCUUUUAAAUAUUAUAUUAUUAAAAUAUUAAGAAUUUG